This is a messenger RNA of Bemisia tabaci, 12960 nucleotides long. Its product is annotated as homeobox protein prospero. Lineage: Eukaryota; Metazoa; Arthropoda; Insecta; Hemiptera; Aleyrodidae. Gene Ontology annotation, molecular function: RNA polymerase II cis-regulatory region sequence-specific DNA binding; DNA-binding transcription factor activity, RNA polymerase II-specific. The record is from RefSeq and is a predicted model, not a curated record. Gene Ontology annotation, biological process: regulation of transcription by RNA polymerase II. Gene Ontology annotation, cellular component: nucleus.
AGGAUGCAGUCGUAAUUCCGUCGCGCAAUGAUUAAGAGUAUUUAUCCAACCAUGUUCCUAAUUUACCAAACAUCUUUCAACUUUCACGAACCUUCGGCCUCGAGUUAGGAUUUUACUUACACCUAGUGCUCCAUCGGUGAUUGCCCACGACCUUAGCUUAAUUUUUCCCGUAGAUCACAAUUUUAAGGUAAAAAUUCCGACUGUAACCUGAUAACUUGGAUUUUGCUCGCUCGCAUGCUUAUACAGCCAUUUGUUUACAUGCGUGUUUCUGUUUUCUCUCAGCCGGUUCCUUGCAAUUCACUUGUAAAACUGUGCUCUUGUGCCGCAAUAAGAUUGCAACGACGACUUGCGAUGUAUUUUACCUCUUCGUUUUAACAUGUAUCAUAUGGAAAGUGUUUGUGUGCUCCGUCUCAUGGAUUAGACUGUGCUCACCUUAUUGGACUAAUUUUGGACAAGCCCCAUGAAUACUUCGUGCCUCCCACUUAGUGGAAGAAUUUUCGAAGGAUAAGCUUACGAGUGCUGUAUUUUUUCUCAAGAACCACGGAAUCAAACAGUCAAAAUUCAGAACGGAGCGCCUUCACCUUUCCCUGGAUUCUUCCGAUUAACCUGAUAUGUUCCACGACCCUGAAAUCUCACCGCAUCAAUGGUCCCCCCAUGGGUGCGUAGAGGGGCCGCCCUCUGCCGCGGCGGCAGACCAAUCACAGGCGGAGGCUCAGAUGAUGUCAUCAGAAGAGGAAAACGACAGCUUCGGGUUGCUGAAGAACAAGAAAAGGGCCAGACAACGUGUAGACGCCGGCGAGCCGCGUAACAGCUACUCCUCGAUCCCCAACUUCAGCUCGCGUCCGAGUUUUUUGAAUAGUAAUUUGUACAGUGCGUUUUUUAGUCAAAACCCCCAACAUUUCGGGCUGUUCAACCAGGGCUGCGCGCCCGCCAAAAUGCUCAACGAGUUGUUCGCGCGUCAAGUGAAAACUGCUUCGGAAGCGGACGGCUCGACAAUGAUGACCAUGGACACAGGAAAUACGGACGUCAACGUGGGCGUCAACUUCGACUGCCUCGGACAAACCCCGGCCAUCCACCGAGGACUCGACGUCAAUUCCUCCCCGCCGCCGGGCGACGUAGCCUCUUAUCACAAGCUCCGCGAUAUUCUCCAAGGCAGGAAAAAGGACAUUCUCGCGCUCGAACAGGAGUUCCACAGUGUAAACAACAGUGCUCAAGAUAGAAAUUCCCCCGAUAACAAUAACACGAUCACUAACAAUAACAACAAUAAUAACGAACUUAAAAACGGUUUAACCAACGGUAGUGGUGUCAGUGAUAACAGUGCAGUGUACAAAAAUGUCAAGUCUGAAAUUAACCUAGAGGAACAAAGUGGCGAUGAGGAUGCCACAGGUGAUGAAGAAAUGAACGAGGUAGGUGAUGAUAUCAAAUCAGAAUUAUUAGUUGAAAAUUUAAACGGUCACGCCUCGGAUUCUGAGCGUGGCACUCCGUCCCCGGUUUCUGAUUCCCCCAAGGAUGAUAACGACGAUUCCAACAGGGAUCCCUCAGCCCCCAAAACUGAGCAGAUUGAAUUGAAAAGGGCCCGAGUUGAAAAUAUCGUCUCCAGUAUGCGAUCUAGUCCUUCGUUAAUUACUCAAGUCAAAGGCUGCAACAAAAGAAAAUUGUACCACCCACAACAGCAUGACAACAGUGCAGUCGAGCGCUUUGCUAACAUGAAUGUUAAUGAUAAUUUAAAUUUAUCUAUGGAUGAAGAUGAAGAAAUGGAAGAAGAUGAUGAUAACGAUAAUGAAAAUGAUACCGAUGAAACGAGUCCGAAUGAGCUCAAGCAAAAAAUUGUAGAAAAAGAUGCUUUGAAAAAUCAGUUGAGGACAAUGCAGGAGGCUUUAGUUGAAAUGCAAGAAAAAUAUGUGCGUUUGUGCUCGCGAAUGGAUCGGGAUCAAAAUGAUGACACCGGUAGUGACGUUGAAGAAAAUUUACCGGAAAAAGCUCAAGUGACCCCCUCGUCGACCCCCGUCAAAGAACCCACGACCCCCCGUGCAUCCACCCCCGUCUCGCAGCCAGUCAUCCCUCCAGCCAUGUCAAAAAUGAUUUCCAAAUUGCAGCAUCCCAAAAACCCAUACCUUCCCCCUCACCUCCCAGUGGCCCCGAAUUUUAACAAUGGUGCUCUCUCCAUGAUCCAGCAACAAGUCUUGCAGGAACACAACUCGUCCAACCUCGGUCAACACCACCAUCUGCCUCACCACCCCGCUCUCAGCAACACCGCAGCUAUGUACCUAGGAGUUAGUCAUAAACUGUUCAUGGAACAAGAGGCCAGGAUGGCCAAAGAGGCCGCCAUGGCUGCCGAGCAACAGCAUUUACACCAGCAACAACAAUUCAUGAACCAACACCACCACCACCCCCACGCUCAGCAACAUCAACAUCACCAACAGCAACAACAGCAGGCGCAACAACACCAGCAACAUCAGCAACAAAAACAUCAGUCGAAUAACCAAGCGCAGUUAUCACAGUCCGGCAACGCAGUGAACUCCCAAAAAUCCCUAGCCGAAAACCAACCCAACGAUUUUUCAGAGAGGUUAUCCAUGCUGAGGUCGAGCGUGAUGGGCUCGUCCGCCAAUCACGAUUUAGAGGGUCUAGCCGAUGUUCUGAAAUCGGAAAUCACUUCUUCGUUAUCGCAUCUGAUCGAUUCGAUAAUGAGCCGGUUCAUGCAGCAGAGGCGGUACCUGGGCAAGCUCCCAGAGUCCGCUUCCGCGGCCAGCGCCGAGCAACUCAACAAGGAUCUCCUCCUGGCGUCGCAGCUAUUGGACCGAAAAACCCCUCGCACGAAAGUGAUCGAUAGAGGCAAUGCGGGCGCCGUCAGCGACCGACCCAACGGCAACGGCCCGAGCAACGUCAACAACCCGCUCGUCGGCCUCCCCCAAAAGAUCAACGGAAGUAAUUUCUCAUCGAUGAACCCCGGACACCAGAACAAUCCAUCAAGCAUGGCCAGCAGCAACGCCAACUCAAUCAGCACACCAACCACGGUCAAUUCGAACGUCUCGUCUAGCAAUCCGGAAAACAAUCUCAACACGAUAAACCUACCCCACGUGAAAGCAUCGCCGACAGCGCCGAUGUUCUCAACGCCGAAGCCGCCGCCGAACAACAUCGGUGCCCUGUACAACAUGUCGUCGCUGGCGCCGUUCAACCUCUCGGAGAGCCGGGAGUCCCUCUCGGAGCAGAACGAGGCUCUGAGUUUAGUCGUCGGGCCGAAGAAGAAGCGACACAAGGUGACGGACACUCGGAUCACCCCGCGGACGGUGAGUCGGAUCCUGGCUCAAGACGGACCCGGGGGCAACGUCGAGAUGCCCGGGAAGUUCAACAACCUCUUGGCGAUGGUCCCGAGCGGUUCGGAAUCGCCCCCGGCCCCGUCGCAGCAGAAGCGACCCUACCACGCGCCGCCACCCCCGAUGCUACCCGUGUCGCUCCCGACUUCGGUGGCCAUCCCGAACCCAAGUCUGCACGAAUCUCAGGUCUACUCGCCGUACAGUCCGUUCUACCACCAAAGCUCCCACAUGCCGUCCUCUAGUCCUCCGGGAAUGGAACUCCGGGAUUCACCGCCGCUCUCGCACCCGCCCUCGCUCCUCCACCCGGCCCUCCUGGCCGCGGCCCAGCACGGAGGAUCGCCCGACUACGGGAACAUGCGGUCCAGCUCGACCCUCGGAGGAGCCGACAGCAUGGACCGGGGAUCAGACUGCGCCUCUGCCGAUGGAAUGACGCCUACUAUAUCCUUUUCAGACAAAAACUUAAAUCAUUACUCUGCAACAUUGACGCCGAUGCACCUGAGAAAAGCCAAACUGAUGUUCUUCUGGGUGAGGUACCCAAGCUCAGCCGUUCUCAAAAUGUACUUCCCUGACAUCAAGUUCAACAAAAACAACACUGCCCAGCUUGUCAAGUGGUUCUCAAAUUUUAGGGAAUUUUACUACAUUCAAAUGGAGAAGUAUGCGCGACAAGCAGUGAGCGAAGGUGUGAAGAAUGCCGACGACUUGCACGUUAGCGGAGACUGUGAAAUCUACAGGGUACUCAACCUCCACUACAACAGGAACAACCACAUUGAGGUAUGGGGUCUACAGGUCCCUCAAAAUUUCCGGUAUGUGGUGGAACAAACGUUACGGGAAUUUUUCAAGGCCAUCCAAACAGGGAAGGAUUCCGAGCAGUCGUGGAAGAAAGCUAUCUACAAGAUCAUUUCUAGGCUGGACGAUCCCGUUCCGGACUACUUCAAGACUCCCAACUUCCUGGAGCAACUUGAAUAGCUGGAGCAAUACUGCGGCUCUGAAAGCAGCCCCCUGUGAGAUAUUUAUACUGAUUUUUAUAAAUGUUAAAUUAAAGUUCCUCAUUUACAUCUGUAAACUGUAUCUGAUUUAGUGAAUAUGUUGUUCAAGUUAAAUUAUUAGCGAAUAAUUGCCAAAGACAAUAAAUAAGAAACUGAAUAAACAGACAAAACACACAAAAUAAAUAAUUGAAUCGACGUUGAAUACGAGAAGGUACAUGAUUUUCUUUUUCUUUUCUUUUCGAGAAAGCAAACGUUCUGCUUCCUUUAUUGAUUAUUUAUUUUACUCCUUUAUUCACUCAUGUUUUUGUACAUAGACUUUUGUUGUCUUUGUUAAUAUGUAACCGAUGAUGUACACUGUUCGUUUUAAGGAAGAGACUCAAAAAAUAAUUGAAGCUUAACUGUAAAUAAUGCUGUACCUAUUUUUAUAGAUAUGUUACCUACCUGGAGAAGAUAAUUCUCAGUUUUGCAACAUUACAAUCGCAGUUCCAAAUUAAGUCGUUGAGACUUUAAAUGCUGUUCCUGAUACUCUUAAGGAGAAAUGGGAUAAGUGACUGAUUAUGACUGAACUUUGAGAAGGUGCAUUACGCUUCGAUAUAAUGCCAUUUUUCGAUUGAGCGUUAAUUUCAUUAAUAAGUGUAAAAUUUAUGCCUAGGGUAUGAGAUAACCUCGAAAGAGAGGCUCCUGAAGUCCUCGUCCAAUAUUUCAACUUAAAUCUUAGGCCUGGCGAAGCCCUUCUCCCCCAAUACCUAAAGGACAAGUAAAAUAGCUAAAGAUCUUUAAGAGAUCGGAGCACAAAGAUGCAUUCAUGAAUGCAUUAAAAUUGUAAUUAAAAUCCAUUGGAUAUUGUAUGUAUUUAUUGUUUAGUUAUUCCAAAGGCGAUUUCUGUAAAAAUGUAAAUAACCUGAAAUGAUUAAUUAGUGACCCAAUAACUUACAAUUAGCAAAAACUUCUUUGCCACAUAAUUCUGUCAUAAUGCCAAGCAUUAUGUUCCCCUAAGGAAAAGAUAAUAUCAGUCUUGUGACUGCCAUCCUUAGUGCUUCUCUAUUGCGUCGUAAAAUCUGGCGGGUUAACAUUAUUUUAACCAUAUUCCUCACCCAGUCGUAGGUAUUAGUACGAAUAUUUAUAUUUUAAUCUAAUCUUACGAACCAAUGAGAGACAAUGAUCAUCCCUAAAAACCUAUUGAUGUCAACUGCGAGUUCGUUUGAAAUGUCAUUUUCUUUUCCUUUAUGCAAAGUACAUCAUUAUCAUCAGUGAAUAUUUACUCGGGAAACGAAAAUAUUUCCUCUCCAAACCACUUUUUGAAAACUUAUUUUUCGAUAGUUAGGUUUCAGUCGGUUAAAUUAACAAAUAAAUGUAUGUCCACUCUAUCUUCCUAUUCUGUAAAAAAAAGUGUCGUCCAGCUAAUCCAUUUGCGUUCAUUCUGAUGAAGGGUUCAAUGCAUCUAUCUGAGAGUACCUAGUUUCAUUUAAAUUUAUAAUGUAAAUAUUUAAUAAAACCUGUAAAUAAAAGCACUGAUUGAAAACACUUAAUUUAAAUCAGAUUAUCUUGUUCUGUACAUAAAUAGGUCAGAAGUUUUGUUGAAUGAGAUAUCAACAAGGCAAAAGUUUCAAUCCAUCCGAUAUUUUUUUUUUUUUUUUUAACUUUGUACAUACAAUGCCUCAAUUUUAAAAUAAUUGGUUUGAUUUAUAAUUUGUUAUUUUGUGGUUAUCGACCUCCAUUAAAUUAUUUUAUUUAAUUUUAGUUGCACUCGCUUAAACAUAUCUGAGAUUUGUAAAUAGAAAUCAUUGAACUAGUCCUGUUAAAUUGUUGAAUUUACAAUAUUAUUUUGAAUUUCUUCAUUUAUAAUUUUAGUUAAUUGAUACAGAAAGAAGAACCGUUCAUCCCAACUAUAGUUUUCAAAAAAGGCUCUCCUUAAAUGUUUACCCUCGUUCUACAAAGGAAGAAUAUUUUAAGUAAUACAUGAUUUUCCAUAGAUAACAGUGAACCAUUAAAUUUAUUUCAUCUGCAUGACCUCACGUUAUAGACCUUGUGCGGUUGUGCUAUUUUUAAAAGUAAAUAGAAUAGAGCUAUCACCUACAAAUCUUUAUUAAAUUAUGUACGCAAUUUCCGAUUUAUUUCAGCUCUGUAAACUUGACUACGUCCUUCACUGAUGUGUCAUUUUACGCAUUACGGAGUAAAACAUGAGUCAAAAUUAAUGUUGUCUCGUUGUCUUGUGGGCCGGAAUUUUCUCAGUCCCAGCAAGCUUGCCUAUGUAACUCAAGAGGACUUCUCUUAUUCCGUCCUAGAGCUUUUAAAUUUGAACCCAACUUCCCCUCUAUUUUUGUGCAAUAUUUUUUUAGACUGAACGCUUUAAAAAUAUUUUCGGAUCUCUAAACAUCACCUGGAAACUGGUGUGUCAUCUGACAAAUCAGAAAUGCUCCUAAUAUUCAAUGCUCUUAAAGAUUGAUUUAGGUACGUUCUUCUAUGCAUCAUUCUAGUAGCUGGGGAAAACUUACGUCAACUUUAGUAUACUUAUUAGCUCUACUGUAUCAUAUGUAACAUUUAAAUAAGAUCAUGUUUUACUUAAAGUAAUUUUUGAGUCAUUUAAAUUAUCUGCAGAUCAUUUGUCGUUACAGUUCAAAAUUUUCAAAUUCGAUUACAAGAAAAAAUCCGCUGACUCAACAUGAGUAAAUCAAUUGAUCUAAAUUUAAAAUAAACACUAAACAUAUCAAAAUAUCGAAAAACCCAUCCCCCUGUAGCGUCGCAAAUGUUCACCACCGUUUUUUGUUCACAAUAUUCUCUUCGCAGUUCACUGGUAGUAAUUACUAUUUAUUUUAAUUUUUUGCACCUUUUUUAUUUGAUUUUCUUCUCUGUUCUGUUAAUUUUUCUCUCUCUCUCUUGCUUUCUUCGACUAAUUUUAAGAAAUUGCACCAUCACACAAAAUCAAUCUUAAAUCAUCUAUUAUUCAAUCUCAUUUCACUAUAAUUUUAUUUUUUAUUUGAUUUUCUGUAUUUUUUCAAUUAAUUUUUAUUAUGGUGUGGAAAGUUUUACUAGUCAAAUAUAUGGAAAAAUAUUUUAUUUUAUUUAUUUGUUUUGUUAUUAUUUUGAUUUUUACCUUGAUUUACGUUUCUCCCAAUCAAUCAUUUUUUUUUUAAUUUUUGCCAUCCAGACAUCAACACAUCUUGAAACACUAUUUACAGUAGGCAAAAGAAUAAAAAAACAAACAAACAAACAAACAAACAAACAAACAAACAAACAAACAAAUAAAAACCCCGCAUUACUACGUGAUUGUAAAAUAGCGAAGAUUUAUUUACGAAAACUGCACAUUCGUAUUCUGAGGAACUUUAUAUCAGUGCUUUUGAUAAUCAAGAGUAUUUUGUAGAGAUAAUUAAUUAAAAAGAAGAAUUACGCAUGAAUCAAAGUAGUCAAAACAUAAGUUAAAUUUAAAGGCUAAAUUACCAAGCUGAAUUUUGUUAAAUUUGAAAGAAUGACUACUGAGUAAAUGAAUCAAUAUAAUACGACAAAAUGAGGCACUAAUUUUGAAAGGAUGUUCAUUUUUAAGUAUUCCUGGUGGUUAACAGGAUCUGACUUGCUUUUCUCAUUGUUGAAUUUUAGUAAAUUCAUUUCAAUAAUUAAUGUGAGAUGGGCAGGAUAUGCACGUCUUCUAGAAAUGUUUUAGAAUCUCGCGUCAUCUCUGAGCGAAAAAAGAAACCAAAUUAAUUAAUUUGCACUGAUUUCAAAGAAUGGAUAAUCAAAAGUUACAUGGGAAUAUCAUUCUAAUUUCUUUGAGUAAAUUAAAGCUUUUACAAACUGCUUUGAUGGACAAUCCCACCGCCAGUUACACGUCGAAGAAAUGGAGAAUCCUCGAAUUUAAUUGAUUUUUCGUGUAUAAUUGAAUUCUGAGAAAUCAGUCACAUUUUCAAACGAUUUUUUUCCUCCAUUUAAUUGAUGGAAAAAAAGUCAAGGAAAAAUUACCUAUCAUCAGGAAGUUUGACAUGCAUUUAUCGUAAAUAUCUUCGACAAAAGGCAGGUGUAUAAGAUUUAAUCCUGAAUCAGCUCCCAAGAAAACGAAACAUUUAUGCAGAUCGUUUAAAAAUGAUGAAAUCGAAAUAGAAAUGGAUAAGAAUGAAGACAUAGCGAAUGAAGUCUAAUCUGACAAAUUUAUAUUUUUUCUUUUUCUUUUUUGAUUUCAAUGUUCAGUGUGCAUCGAUUUGAAGAACUGCUCCUUGAUUUUAUUAUUUUUUUCACUAUGGUUUCACACGCUUUUAUCUUAUAUUUUCCCUGCUCAACCCUUAUACUUCUAUAUUUUUAUUGAGGGAAAGCACAUGGAUCACCAUCCAUGUAAUUUCAAAAUGACGAGUGCAAGUAUCUUUUUGAACUUUUGCGUAAAUAAAAAUAAAUAAACACCCGAAAUCAUGUUAUGUCGCAAAGCUAUAAUUUUAAUUAAUUUUUUGACCGUUAGGAAAAAAUUAAAGGGAAAAAUCUACUUUUAGGAAAAACAUACGAAUACCAAGAGCAAUAGCCUAACAAAACAAGGUACUUCUCAGAUUUCAGAUCCUCUCUACAAUCACGAAGUGCGUUUCAUCUUCACCUGAAUGUGCGCAUUCUUCUCAAUGUAAAAGGACACACACUUAUUUAUUUAUUCGACUUUCAAAAAGCGCUUCCAUUGGAAAGACGAAGAACACAUUGGUUUCGAUGGCGACAUUCUCAUCAAAUGUAACAUAGAAAAAGCUAAAUGGAAAAGCUAACGGAAAAUUAUUAAUUAAGUGGCAUUUUUUUUGACAGGAAAGGAAAUCAAUAGAUAUGGGAUAACCAAAAUGAACGCAAAUAAGUAAGCAAAUUCAAAUUUCAAAAUUCACUGAUGUUAAAGUAAGCGAUCUUGCAAUUUGAUGUCGGUGAGUUAUGAACACCUACGGGUGUGUUGUCUCGACUCGGUAUCAGCCAUACUUGGUUUUCCUUUGCUCCACUUAAGCGAGUUCUAAAAAAAAAUGGCAUGUUCCGGUAGUUUUUAAAACAAAAUCUCUUGAUAAUCAAUUAUUAUUUCGAUGUAAAUAUAUCAUGUGAAUGUUUAGUCAUUAUAUUUGUUUCAUGUUUUAUAUAUAUUUUUUUCUGACAUUUUUGUGGCUGGUGUGUUUGAGUUUUCAUUUUUGUGCAAUAACACAGACCCGCCUUAUUUUGCGAUGGAAUUUGAAAAGUGCAAAAAGUAGAGACUUCCAUUGUCUUGUUAGUCUGGUCAAUGUUCUUUAAUUGAAAUAUCACCUCUUAAGCUUUCAAUAGACAUGAGCAACCAUUAAUUCAACUUGACAUUGUUUUCAGUUCAUUCAAAUACAGUUUACAGAUUUAAACACUAAUUUUAAGGAAUAGUCAAAGUACAUAAAUGUAUAUAUGAAAACUUACUUCAUGUAGUAGAGCUCUUCCUUUUAUUUUUUUAUUUUUUUGAAAAAACGACUCUAGCCCUACAUUGAAAUGACAACAUCUUUGAUCAAAAAGCAAUGUCAACACAGACCUCUCCUUGAACAGUAUAAAUUUUUCAUUUUCAUCAAAAUACGCAAAGAAUUAUACAUUCUUAACUAUGUUAUUCCUUAUGCUACAUGGCAUAAUAUUUCAAAGCCGGUCGAAAAACAAAUCGCGACUAAUCGUAAGAUACCUAAUAAUCUCAAUUUCUAAUGAAAUCGUUGCAACUCAAAAUUAGCACGCAUCACAAUUUAACAAAAAGGAAAGAACUUAAAAUAUAGUAAGAAUAAAUUUUUACUCGGCAAUUCGAGAGAGCAAAAUUUGCUUGGCAUUAAUAAAAAUAAAACCUAAGUUAUAUAUGUGGUUCUAAGUUAUUAGUCCACUGUGCUUUGUUUCUCCAAAUUUCCAGUGAACUCCAUGCGAAUAUUUUUCGAUUAAUCACUCAAUGUGGGGCAUGUGUCAUAAAAAAUAAAAAAUAAAAACAAAACUAAAGAAAUGGCCUAUUACAUGUCGUACCUGUGUAUACAUUUGUAAUUAACUAAAAGUAUCUGUGAAAAUCUGUUCACACUAUUUGAUAGACUAGUCCCCAAUUAAAUGAAUUUUCUUAUUCUGUCCUCAAGCCAAUAUAGCACAUGCAGCCUGAUAGAUCACAGGGGAUUGAAGCAACACAUCAAUGAUUCCAGAGUGUGAGAAUGAUUUCUAAUAAAAAAGAACCUAGGAAAGUUUGCUCAAAAUUAUACUUGAGCUUUCGACUUUCAAUCUUGGGCACGAAACGGUGACGAAAAUGUUUUCGAGAAAACAAACAAUGGUACAAAGUAUACGCCACAGAUUUUGUCUAUGCUGAUGCUCAUACUUUUUGGUCCAUGGCCCAAGGUUUUUGAUCUUAAUCCCUCACUCCUGGUGCUCUAAAAGCCCCUAUCAUAAUUAAAUUAGCAAAAUCCAUCGUUGAUUCAUGCAGUCAUCUUCCUGCCGUCCCAUGGCUCAAGAAAUUGUGGAGGCUGAGGACGGAAUAAAAUCAAGAAAUACAUGUAACAAUACACGUACAUGUAUUUCUUUUCAAGAGGAUAAGUCAAGUACACGUAGCAAUUUAUAUACUCACUUGGAAAAGCUAAGUACUUUCUCCUAUGGAGUUGUUGAUUUUUCAUUGACAUUUCAAGGAAAGGUGUGAAUACGGAAUUGGCACCUGAAACCUAAUUUGUAAUAUGAUGAUUACUCUGCAGUAGAAAUUUUGGAUUUUUGGUAUUCCAUGAUCAGUGUCACCACUGGAACUGUAUUUUUUUCCUAUAAUAACAUCCGCAUGGGGAACUUCUAAAAUCCAACGUGGCUGCUCCGCCAGAGGACGUUAUCUGAUCACAACAAAAUCCCAAAAGGAAAAAGUACUGGCUUGCUAUCGUCGAUAAAACACGGAAUUUUCUCCAAUAUUUGUUAAUUCUCAACACAAGGACGAUGAUAAAAAGGUCUUUUUGUUGAGCGCCGCGCAGUCCUCAAUAUUUUGAGAAAAAUACUGCCCACCAGAACUCAAUCAUUUAUGUUGUUCUUCUCAAUAUUUCAUUUGCAAUACAGUAUGUUUUAGACAGACGUUGUAGAAUUUCCAUUACAAUCAGUAGGUAUACUAUUGAAUAAUCGUACAUAGCUGGUUAUACUCUUCAAUGUGCAAUCCAUUUUCUUAUUUCCUCUUUUUUAUUCAGUAAGUUGUAAGGAUAAGGUUUUCCGUUUUACACCAAUUUACUUUAAUAUUAAGUUUUCCAUGUUAUAUUUUCUCCGCGUAGAUACGAUUGUUAAUAUUACACAAUUCCUUGUUUGUCUCUGUUUUAUUUGUCACGGUGAUUUUUCAACAUAAUUCCUUAUUCCAGUCCGUUCUCUCUCAUACUCAAGAUUAAUACUGACAACCAAAGUUUUCAAACUCUGGUUUCCUUUUUGUUCUCAGACUCACGCUCUUUGAGUUUCAUCACUUUCAUGCUCACCGACCUCAAAACUUAGUAUUACUCUCCCUUUUAAUUUGCAGGCAGAUCACGACAUUCAUCAAAUAAUCGUAUUGAAACUUUGAUGUUUUCGUUUUCAAUUACUCUACGAUAUCACAAUAUUGCUCUCAUAAUUCCAUCCUAUUUUUCAUUUACAGAACCUAUUUACUCUUGGUAACGCUACAUCCGGUUUUAUUUAAGAUGUUCCCUGUGGGGCUAUGAGUUCCUCGGCAAAAAAUUAUUAUUCAUGCUAAAGAACCCAUGUGAUAGGGAUAAUCCCUUCCAAUAAAAAUGAUGAUUUGCAAAGAAUCAAGUUAACGUCAAGACUCCUUCAUAAUUAAGAUUGAGUUGAAAAUAUAAACGAAUUACGUAAAUAAAUAAUAAAAAAAAGGACGAAUUGCGCGACUCCUCAUUGUGAUGUACUCGUCUUUUAUGAAUGUCGCUCACUAGCCUCCAAAUUCAAUUUCUCAUAAGAAUAGUAACAAUGUGUAGCAUAUCCUCAAGCAUAUGGGUGGUAGAAAGAACUGAGCUUCGAAAAUGCGGAGAGCUAAAACUCUCUAAAAUAAAUUUUACCGAUGCUGCCCAAUGAACAUGCAAUAACGCAUCACCAUUACUUUAUGACAAUCCAGGAACUCAUGGCCUCUGUCAGGACUUUCAAUCCCGGAAAUUGAUUCUCAAAUUGAUGAAAUAGUCCACUUUUAUACAUUCACAUACCUACAUCGAGUUUCAUCAAUAAAAGGUGAUUUAGUUUCUCAUUCAUUAUUCAAUUAUUUCUACUUUGUCUCGUGUCUUUUAUCGGUUCAGUAUGAUUUUUUUCUCUUAUAAUUUACUUAAUACUUUUGGAUCAUUUUGGAUGAUUUAUAUUAUAGGUUUGCGUUUUCUUAUCAGUUCUUUUUUUUCAUUCUUUUUUUCUUUCUCUUGCACACAAUAUUUUUGGCCAAUUUUUUGCAGACACUCUCCGGUUUCCAUUUACAGUUAAGGUGCUCUUAACAUAGCAUUCAAGAUUACAGUCAAACAUGUUUAGGUUUCCACAAUUUUUCAUUUGAUUACCAAAAGCUCUCGAAAAUUCCGGUUGCUCAAAAUUGAAAUUUCAGUUAGAGUUUCCUCAUUCUUUCCUCAAUAGAAAAAAAUAAGAAACUUUGGCUUUCAUAGAUUUAUUAAAAUUUACGUUUCGGCGAUACUGAGGAAAGUCUCAUCAAAAUUGUGUUUCGGAAAAAAAUAUAUAGAACUUGAAUUGUCCUCACUUAAGUACAAGCUAUUCGAAAA